Bipolaris maydis ATCC 48331 is the source of this 1360-nucleotide messenger RNA. Lineage: Eukaryota; Fungi; Ascomycota; Dothideomycetes; Pleosporales; Pleosporaceae. The record is from RefSeq and is a predicted model, not a curated record.
AAAGCGCGGGCGGCAUUUCACCAUCGCAGCUUUCCUUCUCAGCCAUACCCGCCAUUUUUGUCAUUGUUCAUCACUCACCGGGUCAUCCAUCUUUUCGCACUCGAAUCAGAAGAAAAAAAAUCCAAACAAACGUCUUUGCACAUCCACGAAUAUACCAGACGACAUGACGAGCCACGAGCAGUACAUGCUGCGCGUAACGGCAGGGCCGACAUACGAUGUGUCCAAGCAUGAGCCUGUGCCUGUGAAUCGCGAGAAGCCAGUGAGCAUAUCGUCGGACCUUAUUGACGCGAAAGUGCACAUGCGCAUCAAGGACUAUCGCGGACUACCAGAAGGCUCGCCAUCGACGUCACCAUACUUUUCCACGCCCCAGCACCCAUACGACCGGUACUCGAUAUCGUUUUCCUUUAGCCCGAAGCAGGACAUUGCAGGCGACAAGCUCGUGUUUGGAAACGACUUUGAUCACCCGAUUCGCGAUCGUCUACCGCCCCUGUUUGACAAGGCGUUUGGCAUAGUCAAGUGGUGGAUUGACCCCGGCCUGGAUGGCGAUGUAUACGCGGACGAGCCGUAUCUGUACGGUGCCCUGCUUUCAUCCAUCAACGUCUUUCGCAUUGGUAGUAAGAAGGACGAACAAUGCGAAGACAAGAGCGGCUCAGAGGACGAGGUCGUUGUCUACGAAGAGGGCGCAGAUGGCGACGGCGCUACGGUCAGGAAGGAAAAGGGCAUACCUGAUAAGGCGGGCGCCCGGCAGAAGUUUUUCCUCAGUGAGCAAAAUCGCAAGGACUUCACCUUUGAAGCAGGCAGGGAGUACCAGUGCGACUUUUUCAACCCGUAUCUGGAUUUCAACGAGUUUGCGCUCAAGAUUGGGUACGGAUUGCCGAAUAUUUCCAUGAUCAGGCAUUGGGACGGACAACCGUUGCGGUAUGUGCUCAAGAACCGCGAAACCAACCAGGAGCUCUUUGUCGUGGUCAUCGAGCUGCUGCCCACGGAGCAGGCCAAGAAGGAGGGCGUCGAGGAUGCGGAGCAAAGGUUUGCACAAGUCCAUGGUGAAGAGGGAGAGAAGGAGACGGGAAAAGCCAGCAAAGACGAUGAGCUGGACUAGGACAUGACGCAGUCAUGCAUGAUGCGCAGCGUGUCUUGGGGGGUAUGCAUCAGCGCGGCGUUAUGGGAUGGGAAUGUAUGAUAGAUAUACACGGCUAUGACUGGUUUGGGUUGGGAUGGAAUUGCCAAGGGCGGUGUUUUGUAUGUGGUAUUACUCGUGUUACUACUACAGCGAAUGAGACUGGCCCUUCCCCCACGGGGUACGAGCGUCGCUGGGUGUACCCGCUGUCCAAUCAACAGCCGGGUCAAGGGCACCGCCUUA